CGCGUUGUCUAGGCAACGUCCAAACAGUCUCCGGGCCAAAAUGGACACAUGGCCACUGGAACCGGAGGAGAGCGACGAAACGGACCCGGCCGACCUCAGUACACCGGCGUUCUUUAAGCGCGCAGAAUUCGAUUCCUUAAGAGUGCAAGAGGAACAGCGCGCGGUCCAAGAAGAGUGGGAAAAAGUAACGAAUGUUGUCGGUAUAGGGACUGUGACAUUUUGUUCGCGUAUUAUCACGUAUGAAGAAGCGCUUUGCCACUUCAAGGAGAGAGACCUGAGUUCCGUCAUGUCUGCCAUCAGGCCUGUGAUCCAGCGGAGAGGGAUCAAACUGAUUUUGCACUGCCUUUUCGGUCCGCCGCGCUUGAAGUUGGGGCUAGUGCCGGCCAGAGACUUCACUUUCGCCUUGGCCCAGUGUCCAUUCGAUAACGAGAACACGCUGCAUUUGGAGAUUCUGCAGACAAUCUACAGGAAACUCACGAACACUGUAUAUGACUGCCCGAGGUACGGCAGUCAUUGGGAGAGAAUCGGGUUCCAAGGAAACGACCCAGCCACUGACUUGAGGGGCGUCGGUCUACUUGGUAUACUGCACCUUCUCUUCUUGACUACAGGCUUUGGGAACAUAGAACUCGUUAACGACAUUUACAGCCUUUCGCGCGAUCGAGAACAGAACUUCCCGUUUGCUCUGAUGAGCCUCAACAUCACAAAGGUGUCCAUAGAGGCCCUCAGGGAGGAGGUACUGAACAGGUGCUGUAACGAAAGAAAUGACGUCAUGGAUGUUGUGAAUGAGUUUUACGCUGGCACAUUUUUGCUGCUCUACCUGUCUUGGAGGAACAAAAAGCUGACGAUUAAAGAUUCCGGAUUCAUUUUGAAAGAGACAUCGUUUUUCGCAAAGAAGAAGCCCGGAUACGUGCUUCAGAAUUUGAGGGAGUACCAGGAAGAGCAGAGUUCUUUGACGACUUCGCAGGUGUUCACGAAUUUGGCGGCGAUUGAAGCUCAGUGAGGCAACCGCAGAGCUACCAAUUAGCGCUUACGAUGGCGACCGUGCAGCUUGGUAUAACCGCGGGCGCCACAUAUGCGCUGCAUAAGGACCCGUGUGUGAGAAAUGGUGUGGCCCAAACAUGAAAGGGCAGUGUGAGUAUACUGUAAAAAAAAAAAAAAGAAAAAGAAA
Molecule: messenger RNA, 1168 nt
Organism: Dermacentor andersoni
Lineage: Eukaryota; Metazoa; Arthropoda; Arachnida; Ixodida; Ixodidae
Product: ELMO domain-containing protein 3-like
Source: RefSeq, a predicted model, not a curated record